AUCUUUCCAUCUCUGUCUCUAUCUCGUCGACAUGGAAAAAGACAAAAAUCUAACGGAGACCCUUCUACCUGCGGCGGAAGAACGACCUCAUCUUCCUUUCUCAUCCGUAGAAGAUAUUUCUCCGAUCACCACCGUUCGUGGCUUCCUCAGGGAGUUUAACGUGGAGGUCAAAAAGCUAUGGUACUUGGCCGGGCCAGCUAUUUUCAUGUCGAUAACUCAGUAUUCUCUUGGUGCUGCUACUCAGGUCUUCGCCGGACACAUCAGCACCAUCGCUCUCGCCGCCGUCUCCGUCGAAAACUCGGUCAUCGCCGGGUUCUCAUUUGGCGUCAUGCUUGGAAUGGGAAGCGCGUUAGAAACGCUAUGUGGACAAGCGUUUGGAGCAGGGAAAUUGUCAAUGCUUGGCGUUUACUUGCAACGAUCAUGGGUGAUACUAAACGUGACGGCGAUUUUACUCUCUCUCCUUUACAUUUUCGCCGCUCCAAUCCUCGCGUUCAUCGGCCAGACGCCGGCGAUCUCUAGCGCCACGGGAAUAUUUUCCAUCUACAUGAUCCCUCAAAUCUUUGCUUACGCCGUUAAUUACCCAACCGCUAAAUUCUUGCAAUCACAAAGCAAAAUCAUGGUCAUGGCUGCGAUAUCAGCGGUUGCACUUGUUCUACACGUGCUCCUCACGUGGUUUGUCAUUGAGGGGCUCCAGUGGGGCACGGCGGGUCUAGCCGUCGUGCUUAACGCCUCGUGGUGGUUCAUUGUCGUGGCACAGCUCGUGUACAUAUUUAGUGGCACAUGUGGUGAAGCUUGGUCUGGAUUCUCGUGGGAAGCUUUCCAUAAUUUGUGGAGUUUCGUUAGAUUAUCUUUGGCUUCUGCUGUUAUGCUUUGUUUGGAGGUGUGGUAUCUCAUGGCAGUCAUAUUAUUUGCUGGAUAUUUGAAGAAUGCUGAGAUCUCCGUAGCCGCUCUCUCCAUCUGCAUGAACAUUUUGGGAUGGACUGCAAUGAUUGCUAUUGGGAUGAACGCAGCCAUAAGUGUGAGAGUGUCUAAUGAAUUAGGAGCAAAGCAUCCAAGAACCGCGAAAUUUUCACUACUAGUGGCAGUGAUAACAUCGACACUGCUCGGACUUGCUAUAUCAAUUGCUCUACUCAUCUUUAGAGAUCAAUAUCCAUCGCUUUUUGUGGGAGACGAAGAAGUCAUCAUUGUUGUUAAAGAUCUUACACCACUACUUGCACUCUCCAUUGUCAUCAACAAUGUCCAACCUGUCUUAUCAGGGGUAGCUGUGGGAGCUGGAUGGCAAGCAGUCGUGGCGUACGUUAACAUAGUCUGCUAUUACGUGUUUGGAAUCCCAUUUGGUCUGUUACUAGGAUACAAGCUUAACUUUGGUGUAAUGGGAAUUUGGUGCGGAAUGUUGACGGGAACCGUGGUUCAGACAAUAGUCUUAACAUGGAUGAUCUGCAGAACAAAUUGGGACACAGAGGCUGCAAUGGCUGAGGGUAGGAUAAGAAAGUGGGGAGGAGAAGGAUCAGAGCAACUCUUAAACUAAAAAGACAUUAUAAGAAGUGAUAUUUUUAGUGUUUCAUUGACCUCAUUUGUAUUCAUGUUGAAUCUUUUGUUGCAUCAAAGUUUGUUUUUGUGCCUUUUUGGUUGUAUCUUGAGUCUUGUCCAUGUUUAAAGAUGAUAUGCUGGAAAUAUACGUUUAUGGACUUG
Arabidopsis arenosa is the source of this 1692-nucleotide messenger RNA. Lineage: Eukaryota; Viridiplantae; Streptophyta; Magnoliopsida; Brassicales; Brassicaceae. The record is from the annotation of a GenBank genome assembly.